CCUCAGCCUGGCUGAAAUCUCUUCUCCUCUCCAUUUCUCUCUCGCUUUCCUCGAUCGCCGCCGCCGCCUUGUGGUCGCCGCCGCCGUCUCUUCGCUGGCCGUAUCGGGUGGUCAUUAGGAUUUCAGUCUCGCCUCUUCUCGCGAGAUCUCCUUUGCCUGAGAAGGAGCUUCCGCCACGUGCAGCUGAUUGGAGUAUAAAGACUUGAUUCUUCUAAAUUACAAAAAAACUCAAAUGAUUGGCUACACACUAGCUUAGCAUCUAUGAGAAGGUGCCUUCUGCUUGAUGGACUGUAUGCACACUUCGACUGACAAGAAGACAUUAAAGCGGUGGUUUUUCAUUGAUAAAAGGGUUGGAUAAUAUUCAGGAAAAAAAGAGUCAAAUUAAACUACUUGGAGGGCUGUCAGAUUUUCUGCUACUUCUAAGCUUACUUUUGUCAUAAAAUUGAUGGAUUUGAAGUCAAGCCAUAGUUCACCUGUUCUCACGGAUCCUGCACCUUUGAGCAAGUCAAGAUUGGGAUUGCCCUCUAACAUGGCACCAUAUUCUCCAGCAGCAUCACCAUACUCGUCUUCUGGGUUGUAUCUAACAAUUCCCAGAAUCAUAAAUGGUAAACUUGAAGAUGUCCGUGCUAAUAGUUGGCUAGAUGCCAUGAUAGCAUCAUCACCUCCUCGCAAAAAGCUAAACAAGGAUUUGAUUUCUGUGACUCAAUUAGAUGACCACGAUGCUGCUUAUCAAACUUGGAUGAUGAGUUAUCCAUCUGCUCUAAAUUCCUUUCACUUAAUCACAAGUUUAGCUAAAUGCAAGACAAUAGCAUUGUUUUUGGACUAUGAUGGCACUCUUUCACCAAUUGUGGAUAAUCCUGAUCAUGCAUUUAUGUCAAGUUCUAUGCGUGCUGCUGUAAACGAAGCUGCCAAUUAUUUCCCAACAGCAAUUAUUAGUGGAAGGUCUCGUAAUAAGGUGCAUGAAUUUGUUAGGCUAUCCGAUUUGUACUAUGCUGGUAGUCAUGGUAUGGACAUAAUGGGGCCAGUCAGAGUAUCCAAGUCCGUUGAGAAUUACUGCAUCCAGACAACUGAUAGUCAGGGCAAAGAAGUACAUCUUUUCCAACCUGCCAGUGAGUUUCUACCAAUGAUCAAUGAGGUGUAUGAAUCUCUCAUUGAGAUCACUAACGACAUCAUCGGUGUCAAAGUAGAGAAUAACAAGUUUUGUGUCUCUGUACAUUACCGCAAUGUUGAUAAAAAGAUGUGGGAUGAAGUUGGAGUUCGUGUAUUUGGUCUGUUAAAGUGUUUUUCACGUUUGCACGUCACCCAUGGGCGGAAGGUUUUAGAGGUCCGUCCCGUGAUUGACUGGAACAAGGGUAAAGCUGUUGAAUUUCUGCUUGAAUCGCUGGGGCUUAGCCAACGCGAUGAUGUACUCCCGAUUUAUGUUGGUGAUGAUCGUACUGAUGAAGAUGCGUUCAAGGUCUUGAGAGAGAGUAACUGCGGGUUUGGCAUCUUGGUAUCGAAUGUGUCAAAAGAAACUAAUGCCUUGUACUCUCUGAGAGACCCAUCUGAGGUACAAGAAUUUCUCAAGUCCCUUGUGAGAUGGAAGAAGUCCACAGAAUUACAAACUGAAGCAAUUGCUACUAAAUAGAUUUGAUUGUACAUAUACUAAGUAAUAGAUUACCUGAUAAUAAUUUGCCCUAUUAAAUUGAAGUUGGGCCAUAGCAUUUGUUCUUGCAUUUGUUAAUUAUUUUCAAGCUCAAGCUCAUGUUCCCUUCAUUUAUAACUUCUUUGUUACUUUGUCAUUGGAUGUUCUUGUUAUCCAUUCUUCUUAAUGACAAAUAUUUGUUCUCUGUCCUUUGUCUCA
Molecule: messenger RNA, 1843 nt
Organism: Zingiber officinale
Lineage: Eukaryota; Viridiplantae; Streptophyta; Magnoliopsida; Zingiberales; Zingiberaceae
Product: probable trehalose-phosphate phosphatase F
Exons: 12
Coding region: 446-1627 (393 amino acids)
Biological process (GO): trehalose biosynthetic process
Molecular function (GO): trehalose-phosphatase activity
Source: RefSeq, a predicted model, not a curated record